CCCAUCCGAUGCGUUGUAUCGCCGCAAUCGACACUACUUCGUCUACGACGCCAGUGUUCCCGAGCUCAAGCACAUCAAGCAGCCCGGCAACGACCACCCAGAGCUAAUGGGUUCAGAUAUGGCAAUCCUUCUCACCUCUGCCUCUAUGACCAUGAUACCAACUCCUGGAGCAAGCUGCCAGUGAAUGUCGAUUCAGUCCCCGACGCCGACGAGUUCAUCACAUACAAGGCAAUCACAAUCGGAGGUGAUGAAGGAACAGUGGCCUGGGUUGAUCUCUCGCAUAUGAUCAUCUUCUGCAACGUGCUGGACAAACACCCCAAGCCUCAUUUCUUAAGACUGCCUAGCAAUGCAACUCGAUCGCCCGCUGUUCGGGACGUUUCAGUCCUUAAUGGCUUCAUCAAGAUGGUCGAGCUGGAGCACCGUGCUAUUGGUUGGAAGGCCACAAUAUGGAGCAUCAAGACUGGCAUCUUCUCCAAAGCGCAUUGGAGUGUCGAUUGCCAGUUCGAUUCCUCUGCUAUACCUGAACCGCCGCUGCCUAAGCUGAAGGUCCGUGAAGGUGUCACAGCUCAGCCUACCUUGUCGACUCUCCAUAUUGGCCUGCCCAAGCUGAGCCUGCAAGAUGAUUGCAUUCUUUACUUACUAGCUAAGAUUGACUACCGCGACAGGCAGCACACAUCAUGGGUGCUUGCUGUUGACAUGAAGAACAACACUGUCCAGAGAGUGGCUGAGUUUAGCCCCAAGAGGGCUAUUGGUUUAGCCAGGGGCUACGAUUCAAGUACGAUCUCCAAAUAUCUCAAAGUUGGUCCAGGGAAAGGCGUGCAAGAAGCUGAGCAGUGACCGGAGAUGACGCCAUGGUGAUUAACAAGUGGAAGGAGUUUGCAUUUGAGCUGAACUGGAGUAUAUGACCUGAAAAUAAUGCAUGUGCAUUGAUGGAGGGUGUCUCAGGACUAUCCUUCGUUUGUCUGUUUCUAGACCUUUUUUAUUAAUAUGUAUCCAUCUCGUCUAUAUUGCCUCAACACCGACUCUUGUCGCUUUAUUUAUUAUGUGAUCUGCAACAAGAUAAUAUGAACUAUAUUAUAUCAGUUGUACUACCCUUUGUUUUGACU
This is a messenger RNA of Triticum dicoccoides, 1106 nucleotides long. RefSeq lists its product as uncharacterized. NCBI's taxonomy places the organism in Eukaryota, Viridiplantae, Streptophyta, Magnoliopsida, Poales, Poaceae. The record is from RefSeq and is a predicted model, not a curated record. Bases 283 to 837 code for a protein of 184 amino acids. The transcript has 4 exons.